AUGUCCAGACCCCAAGAUAGAUGGGUGUGGUAGUGCUGCGUCUGGCAGAGACCAGUGCGGUUCUGUCAAGUGGCUCCGGUUUGAAGACGAACUCGAGUCAGGAGGCAAGUGACGCGAUGAUCUUGCCCAUCGAGCAAUGCAGGGGGUGAGGAUGAUGCCGAGUCCUCCAGCCUCACCGAUGGGGCGAGGAGGCAAGCACAGACACAGAAGGCUGGGCGCAAGGCGACCCGAUGGCGGAACAGAGUCUUCCAGCUUUUGAGAACUGCCUCGUUUUCCUUCUCUCCGAUGAAUUAUACCACUGAUCUGGGAGGACCGAUAUGGGGACCAUCGGGACCGCCCUGGUCGCUGUCGCACUGUUCAUCGCCCAAGGGGCUGCAACCACUGCCACGGCCACUGCGACCGGCAACGCAACCACAACCUACCUCUCUAUCUUCGACAGCGAUGCCUCGCCGUCCGGGGGAUCCUGGCUGGAGUACCUCGGAGGCAGCGUCGUGAGCGUGGACUGGGAGCACAACGCCACGACGCUGGCUCUGAACUGCCUGACGAGCGCGCUGGCCAACUGCUCGCUGGCCUCGCCGGCGACCAUCACCAACGGACCGUCGACAUUCGCCAGCACCCUGACCUACACCAGCACCAUCACCCCGGACCGCAGCGACGCCUCCGUCGACGGCUACAUCCUGGCCACCGAGUAUGUCUACUGCAACAUCACCUCGUCGACCGAGAGCGCCCUGUGCUACAUCACGGAGACCGCGUGGGCGUCGAUCGACUCGACCACCACCACCAUCACCACCAGUGUCACCAGCCACCUGGACUCCUCCUACAUCACGUAUGUCCCAGUCCCCGUCACCGGGGGGGUCGAGAAGCUGAUCGCGACCCCGAAUGCAACGGCGACCUCGUCCUCACCUGGGAUAACUGCCACCAACACUCCCUCCAUAUGGAUCUCCCAUUCGUCCAAGGGAUGGAUCGGUAUUGUCGUCGGGUGCGUGGUGGGCGUUGCUUUGAUUGCCGGGGGGCUAUAUUGGCUUGCCCGACGCAGGAAUCGCAGGGCCACGGGCACCGCCUCCGACGACGGGGACAACGCUGCGGGCGCGUUGAGCACCAAAGCAGAGCUGCCCAACACCGGUAUGUCCAAGACAGAACUCGCAGCAGGCAGCACGAAGGCGGAGCUGCCGGACAGUGUCGCGAAGACGGAGCUGGCGGCGGACGCGACCCGGGCGGAGUUGGCUUCUCACGAGGCCGCGGCCGAGUUGCCGGGGGGGAAUCGGCUCGGGGGAGGGAGGAAGUGUACGAGCUGCCGUGAGACAUGGCGAUCAUGGCGAUCAAAUGAUGCGAUGGCAUGUGCGAUGAAUGAAUGAUGGAUGAGACCCAGUGGGAUGGCUGGCGGAAGAGUAAGACGGA
Molecule: messenger RNA, 1398 nt
Organism: Aspergillus heteromorphus CBS 117.55
Lineage: Eukaryota; Fungi; Ascomycota; Eurotiomycetes; Eurotiales; Aspergillaceae
Exons: 1
Coding region: 318-1355 (345 amino acids)
Source: RefSeq, a predicted model, not a curated record